CUCUAUAACCAAAUCCAAAAUGUAUAUUGUAGGUAGGGCUAAUGUUAUCAUAAUAUUUUUAGUUAGGUGUCAUUAAUUCUAUGUAAAUAAGUUACCUAUUCCGUUUAGAAUUAUUUACUACUCUUAUUUGUUGAUUUUAAGAUUGGCCGUUACCUCCCGGCCAUAAAUAUUCUUCAUUCUUCGAUGACAUUCUCUUCUCUCUUUAUCAGAUUACACAACUCAGAGGUGCGUCAUUGAUGCGGUGUAGCGCGUAAACCAAAAAUUCCCAAUUUUGAUCGGUUAACCAACAGGGCCCAGUAAAGUAGAAUUAUAAGGAAUAAAAUUCUUCUAUUUCUAGAUAAAGUAUUUUAACCCGAUCAAUUAGUUAUGUUGAACAACGAUAGGGCAACCACGGCACCAAAGUCGGGAGCUGCUGAUGUGCUGGACUUUGAAUCAAAUUUCAGUAAGGUUCUGGCAAAACGUAAUGUGCUUACGAAGAUAAAAGUUCUCGCAAUAGCACUCGGCAUAGGCACGUAUAUAGUAGUAGUACAUGUUCGGUGCAAGUUCUUCGAUACGUGUCCAGACAUUUAUUCGAGUUUCCUGGGGACUGCGGAGGAGUUUCCAACAUCGAAAAAAAUUGAUCCAUCUCUUGACCCCAACAGAGGUGAUUUUAUUCUCGAGGACACUAUGCUCACCAUUACGAAUAGCACGGAUGCUUAUACAUCAACCCACAGGUAACUUUCACCUGUCACCAAUUAAGUUGAACCAUAUAAGAAGGCUGACUAGAAAUUGGGGACAAAGGUUGGUUUUUUUUUAUAUUGUUAGCAAUUGGUUUAUUCUCCCACAUCAGAUCACUGCGUUCCCUCAAGAAUUUUCAGAAUUCGAUAGUGUCAGAUCAUUGAAUUAAACGAUUGAAGAUUAUGUGACUGGUCCUCAAUGUGAAAUAAGCAUUACCAAUACUACUUAAUGAAUGUACUCCUCCAC
This is a messenger RNA of [Candida] anglica, 963 nucleotides long. Lineage: Eukaryota; Fungi; Ascomycota; Pichiomycetes; Serinales; Debaryomycetaceae. The record is from the annotation of a GenBank genome assembly.